UCCGCUGCCGCGGCCUCUGCAUUUUUGCGUCUUUUUCUCAUCGCGUGGCCCCUUGUCUUUAAAAGGCUAAAUGCUCUGCACUAAAUUUGGUCACACCGCGCUCCAAGAUUCCCUGGAAUGUCCUCAAGUUUCAAGUCGCUCAGACGGCGGGGGCAGGCCCGCCCCCGCUGGGGGAUUGGCUUCUCCGCUCAGGGCCGGGCAGCGGCUCUGUCUCAUUGGCCGCCGGGCAGACCGACCGGGCCCACUAGCCCCGCGCCUGGGGAGGCCUCGCUCCCAGUCCUCGGCCCAGCACCUGCGGCGCGCGAGCGGCCCGGGAGCCCGUCCUCAGCAGCGGAGGGUCGGGGUCGCUCCCAAGCCCACUGAGCUGCGUCCACACCCGCCCGUCCCUCCCCUGCCUCCGCCGGCCAGGACCGCCGCAGCCCCUGCCGGAGCCGCAGCCGCUUCGCCAAGAUGUCCAAGGUAGCCAAGUACCGCCGGCAGGUGAGCGAGGACCCCGACAUCGACAGCCUGCUGUCCACCCUGUCCCCCGAGGAGAUGGAGGAGCUGGAGAAGGAGCUGGACGUGGUCGACCCCGACAGCAGCGUCCCCGUGGGGCUGCGGCAGCGGAACCAGACAGAGAAGCCGUCCACCGGCGCCUACAACCGGGAUGCCAUGCUCAGCUUCUGUGAAAAGGAGACCAAGAAACUGCUGCAGAAGGAGCUCUCCCUGGACGAGAGUGAGCGCCCAGAGACCAGGACGGACGCCAAGGGCAGCCGGGAGAAGGGCGGCGACGCCGGCAGAGAGGCCCCGGGCCCCCGGCGGGACCUGGGCCUGGGGCGGGAGCCCCGGCGGGGCGCCCUGAAGAAGAGCUUCUCCAGAGACCGGGAGGACGCCGAGGCCAGAGGCGCCCAGCAGCCCAGGGAGGAGAAGCUGCUGAGGGGCAUCGACAGGGGCCGCGUCAGGGCUGCCGUGGACAAGACCGAGGCCGGGGGGGCGGGGUGGGGGGACAGCCGGGCGGCCGCCAGGCAGGAGGACAAGCCGAGAGGCCGGGACAAGGACAAGAAGGCAGACGAGGGGAAGGGGAAGGGCGGGGUCCAGCGCCCCGAGGCCGCCAGGCAGGAGGGCCAGGAGCUGAGGCGGGAGAGCAGGGGCGCAGACCCCGGCAAGGCCGGUGACGACGUCCAGCAGAGGGCGCCGCCCGGCCCGAGGGGGGCCACAGAGGAGAAGGAGCCCGCCGCCGCGGAGGAGCCGGCCCCCGGCAGCCCCGCCAAGCCCCCUGAGGCGCCGGCCACAGCCACAGCCACGGCCCCGGCCCCCGCGGAGGAGGAGGCCGCGCCCAGCAUCUUCGACGAGCCCCUGGAGAGAGUGCGGAGCAACGACCCCGGCAUGACCGAGGUCAACGUCAACAACUCCGACUGCAUCACCAACGAGAUCCUGGUGCGCUUCGCCGAGGCCCUGGAGUUCAACACCACGGUGCGCACCUUCGCGCUGGCCAACACCCGCGCCGACGACCACGUGGCCUUCGCCGUCGCCAUGAUGCUCAGGGGCAACAGGGCCAUCACCAGCCUCAACCUGGACUCCAACCACAUCACGGGCAAGGGCAUCCUGGCCAUCUUCCGCGCCCUGCUGCAGAACAGCACGCUGACCGAGCUGCGCUUCCACAACCAGCGGCACAUCUGCGGCGGCAAGACGGAGAUGGAGAUCGCCCGGCUGCUCAAGGACAACACCACGCUGCUCAAGCUGGGCUACCACUUCGAGCUGGCCGGGCCCCGCAUGACCGUCACCAACCUGCUCAGCCGCAACAUGGACCGGCAGCGCCAGCGGCGCCUGCAGGAGCGGCAGGCGCAGGAGGCCGCCGCGGAGAGGAAGGGGCUGCUGGAGGUGCCCAAGGCCGGGGCGCCGGCCAAGGGCUCCCCCGGCCCCUCUCCCCAGCCGUCUCCAAAGGCCUCUCCCAAGAACUCGCCCAAGAGAGGGGGUGCCCCGGCCGCCCCGCCCCCGCCACCACCUCCCCUGGCCCCGCCCCUCAUGGUGGAGAACCUGAGGAACUCGCUGUCGCCGGCCACCCAGAGGAAGAUGGGCGACAAGGUCCUCCCCGCCCAGGAGAAGAACUCCCGUGACCAGCUGUUGGCGGCCAUCCGCUCCAGCAACCUGAAACAGCUCAAGAAGGUGGAGGUCCCCAAACUGCUGCAGUAGCUCCCGGCUGCCGGGCACACCUCCCCACCGCCCCGGCUGACCUGCCGCCAGACCCGGGCCACGCCUGCUCGUCCCAGCGUCUCCUCUGCACCCGGAGCGGACGCUUCCGGACAAGCAGAGUCCUUCCUGCACGUCCCUCAGAAGACGGCAUGCCGGUGGGGCCCAGGGUGUCCCCUGGGGUCCACGUCACAGCCCAGCCCCCGCCUCCCGGGGCCAGGAUCCAGGCUUCUGAGGAGCCCCGGGCAGAGCUGCUGGGCUGGGGCGUUCUGUGCGGGGCGGGGGAAGGGCAGAGGGCGGAGGGGGGAGGGACGAGGGGCUGGGGAUGCCCCAGUGCUUGCCCCCGCUCCGCCCUCCGCUCAUCAGGGCACGUGGUGGUGGGGCAGCUGGCCCGGAGGGACGUGCCUGGGGGCAGGGGGAGACAGACAGACAGACAGCAGCCGGACCUGAGGGUUCGGUGCCAAAGCAGACGUUUCGCUACACCCACCCGCUGCUGCUGUGAAGGGCUGUGUCUUUUCCCUAAGAUUUUGAUAAUAUAUGCAAGCCUUCAGCUUUGA
Molecule: messenger RNA, 2726 nt
Organism: Phyllostomus hastatus (greater spear-nosed bat)
Lineage: Eukaryota; Metazoa; Chordata; Mammalia; Chiroptera; Phyllostomidae
Gene: LMOD1
Product: leiomodin 1
Exons: 3
Coding region: 451-2172 (573 amino acids)
Biological process (GO): myofibril assembly; pointed-end actin filament capping; muscle contraction
Cellular component (GO): myofibril; striated muscle thin filament
Molecular function (GO): actin binding; tropomyosin binding
Source: RefSeq, a predicted model, not a curated record